This is a messenger RNA of Pneumocystis murina B123, 1331 nucleotides long. RefSeq lists its product as hypothetical. Gene Ontology annotation, cellular component: proteasome regulatory particle, lid subcomplex. Gene Ontology annotation, molecular function: protein binding; structural molecule activity. Lineage: Eukaryota; Fungi; Ascomycota; Pneumocystomycetes; Pneumocystales; Pneumocystaceae. The record is from RefSeq and is a predicted model, not a curated record. The transcript is spliced from 7 exons. The coding region runs from base 1 to 1263 and encodes 420 amino acids. Gene Ontology annotation, biological process: ubiquitin-dependent protein catabolic process.
AUGGAGAUGAAUAAGAACAGCACAUCCUUAGAGAAGGUUGAAGAUGAAAUGUGUAAUUUUGAGGAAGUAGAAAUGCGUUUGAUUGAACAAUUAAAAAAAGAUUUCAGUACAGAAGAAAAAGAAAUGAAACAGCACGAAGAGGCAUUAAUUAAACUUGGCGAACUGUAUAGAGAUCAAAGGAAAUUAAAUGAAUUAGCAGAAUUAAUUCAGAAAAGUCUUGUAUUUUUAAAAAACUUUGCAAAAGCAAAAACAGCAAAAAUUGUUCGGACAUUAAUUGAUUUAUUUUCUUCUGUCCCUAAUUCCCUAGAAUUUCAAAUAAAUGUUACAAAAGAAACUAUUGAUUGGGCUACCAAAAAUAAUCGAAUAUUUCUAAAAUUAUCACUAGAGACACGAAUUAUUGGGCUUUACAUGAAAGCGAAGCAAUAUUCUAAAGCUUUGCAGCUUGCAGAUGUUCUUUUAAUUGAACUUAAACGUCUUGAUGAUAAAUUUCAACUUGUCGAAGUAUAUUUACUUGAAUCGCAGAUAUAUCAUGCUAUCAAGAAUAUUCCUAAAGCAAGAGCAUCUCUGACAUCAGCAAAAACAUGUGCAAAUGCAAUUUACUGCCUUCCACACAUCCAAACGGGACUAGAUCUUCAAAGUGGCAUACUUCAUGCAGAAGAAAAAGAUUAUAACACUGCAUAUAGUUAUUUCUAUGAAGCAUUUGAAGGUUUUUCUGCUUCUUCAGAUCCACGCACAGUUCCAACGAUUAAAUAUUUAUUAUUGUGUAAAAUAAUGCUCAAUGCGAGUAAUGAUGUUCAAAGUUUCAUUAGCGGGAAAGUUGCACAGAAACAUGCAGGACGUGAUCUAGAUGCCAUGAGUGCAGUAGCUCGAGCACAUCAAAACCGAUCACUUGCUGAUUUUGAAAAAGCACUUCAUGAUUAUAAAAAUGAACUAAAGGAUGAUCCUAUCGUAUAUUCUCAUUUAACCGUUUUAUAUGAUACACUUUUAAAACAAAAUCUUUCUAAAAUCAUUGAACCCUUUAGUCGCGUUGAAUUAGAUCACAUUUCUAAACUAAUUGGAAUUUGUGUUAGCAAAAUAGAAGAAAAACUCAGUCAAAUGAUUCUCGAUAAAGUUUUUCAUGGUGUUCUUGAUCAAGGCACAGGUUGUUUAAUUAUAUUUGAUGAGCCUGAACAGGAUGCAACUUACAAUGCAGCAUUAGAUACCAUUAAACACAUGAAUACAGUCGUCGAUUUGCUUCAAGAAAAAGUUGCCAAAUUCCUAUAAAAAUGAUUUAAAUAUGUCUUUUCAUUUCAUGUACAUAAAUAUUUCAAUCAUAUUUCUACAUAUAAACA